AUGAAACUGUUCAUGACACCACUUCAUGUAGCAGUUGAGCAUGCCAAACAUCAAACUGUUCUGUAUCUCAUAGAGAAAGGUGCUAAUGUUAAUGCAGAAGAUAAGAAUCAAGUCACACCACUUCAUGUAGCCGUUAAGCUUACCAAACAUGAAACUGCUCAGUAUCUCAUAGAGAAAGGUGCUAAUGUUAAUGCAGAAGAUAAGAAUCAAGUCACACCACUUCAUGUAGCAGUUGAGCAUGCCAAACAUGAAACUGUUCAGUAUCUCAUACAGAAAAGAGCCAGGGUUAAUGCAGAAGAUAACAAUCAAGUCACACCACUUCAUGUAGCAGUUGUGCAUGCCAAACAUGAAACUGUUCAGUAUCUCAUAGAGAAAGGUGCCAAUGUUAAUGCAGAAGAUAACAAUCAAGUCACACCACUUCAUGUGGCAGUUAAGCUUGCCAAACAUAAAACUGUACAGUAUCUCAUAGAGAAAGGUGCCAAUGUUAAUGCAGAAGAUAACAAUCAAGUCACACCACUUCAUGUGGCAGUUAAGCUUGCCAAACAUAAAACUGUACAGUAUCUCAUAGAGAAAGGUGCCAAUGUUAAUGCAGAAGAUAACAAUCAAGUCACACCACUUCAUGUGGCAGUUGAGCUUGCCAAACAUAAAACUGUACAGUAUCUCAUAGAGAAAGGUGCCAAUGUUAAUGCAGAAGAUAUCAAUCAAGUCACACCACUUCAGGUAGCAGUUGAGCAUGCCAAACAUGAAACUGUUCAGUAUCUCAUAGAGAAAGGUGCCAAUGUUAAUGCAGAAGAUAACAAUCAAGUCACACCACUUCAUGUUGCAGUUGUGCAUGCCAAACAUGAAACUGUUCAGUAUCUCAUAGAGAAAGGUGCCAAUGUUAAUGCAGAAGAUAACAAUCAAGUCACACCACUUCAUGUAGCAGUUGAGCAUGCCAAACAUGAAACUGUUCAGUAUCUCAAAGAGAAAGGUGCCAAUGUUAAUGCAGAAGAUAACAAUUAGUGACACCACUUCAUGUAGCAGUUGAGCAUGCCAAACAUGAAACUGUUCAGUAUCUCAUAGAGAAAGGUGCCAAUGUUAAUGCAGAAGAUAACAAUCAAGUCACACCACUUCAUACAGCAGUUGAGCAUGCCAAACAUGAAACUAUACAGUAUCUCAUAGAGAAAGGUGCCAAUGUUAAUGCAGAAGAUAACAAUCAAGUCACACCACUUCAUACAGCAGUUGAGCAUGCCAAACAUGAAUCUGUUCAGUAUC
This is a messenger RNA of Haliotis rufescens (red abalone), 1254 nucleotides long. RefSeq names its product alpha-latrocrustotoxin-Lt1a-like. Bases 1 to 1002 code for a protein of 333 amino acids. The record is from RefSeq and is a predicted model, not a curated record. The transcript is spliced from 4 exons. Gene Ontology annotation, molecular function: protein binding. Lineage: Eukaryota; Metazoa; Mollusca; Gastropoda; Lepetellida; Haliotidae.